Pelagomonas calceolata is the source of this 2227-nucleotide messenger RNA. NCBI's taxonomy places the organism in Eukaryota, Pelagophyceae, Pelagomonadales, Pelagomonadaceae. The record is from the annotation of a GenBank genome assembly.
UGCUUAGGGGAGCCGUAGUCACCAGCGAUGCUUCUGGCCGGUUGUACGCAACUGUGCGGUACUCUGAACGCGUUUCUGGGUUCGCACAGUCGUCGUUUGCAGCGUUUUUGGCGCGCCACACACAAGCUUGCCUGCUUUGCUAGUGUCUUAGGCCGCUAGCUCACGCUUUUUUUGCGGGCACCCAGGCGUCUCAGCACCACUGCAUCACCGGCUCCUUCCGCCGUUGAGAGCUUUCGCACGAAUGUCACAUCGUCCGUUCACUUUUGGUCCCAAAAAACGUCGGUCUGCUCGUACGAGCUUGUACGCGCGCCGGUGCCACCACUGCCCGAGAGACGCAGGCGCAGCGCCCGCAAACAGACGGACUGCCCCGACGGACGGGGCUGUACGUGGACCUGGGGUGUCUCCGGCUCCCACUGAUUCCGGCCAAAAAUUCGCACCUCCAGUCGCCCGACGCCGUACGCGACCAGCCAUAACACGCCCACCGAGGCCCACGCUUGACGCCGUCGACGCGACCAUGAUCGACUUUGACAUCUACGAGGACUCCGACGCCAAUAAGCCGCGGCGGCGGCGCCGCAGCUCCAGCAAGAAGCGCGUGAGCUUCGGCCACCGCGAGUUCCUCGACGCAAAAGAAAAUCUAGUGAACGUGGAGCAGAUCACGCCGCUGAAACAGUCGACGCCGCCCGUGCGACGCGCAUCGCGCGCGGUGCUCGCGCACAUCGGAGGCGCGAAGGCGAAGCUCUUCUCCGCGGUGACGCCGGCAGCGCGGCGGCGGCGGCGCCAGGAGAAGCGCGACGCCGCCGCGGCUCAAAAGGCGCGGCGAAGGAGCGAGGAGCCCGCGGUGACGUCGACGCCCCUGACCAACUGCUGCUCAGUACCUCCGCCGUCGCCGCCGCCCGCGCCCCGCGUUGACGUGCCGCGACCGUCGCCGCCGCCCGCCGCGCCGGUGCCCGACUCGUCCGAGGCGACGCCCUCGGAAAAGCUCGCGGCGUUAGCGGCCCAUGAACGCCUGCGGAGGGCAAAGGCGGGCCUCGACGCGUUGACCGGGCGAAGGCGGCAUGCCGAGCCUACCCGCGUCGACGCCGUCGCGGAGCUCCUCAUGGCCUGCUCCUGCGCGCCGCCCGACGCGGUCUCCGCGGAUCCGACCGACGCGUGCGAGGAGCUCGAGAUCGAGCAGCCGGAGUCGCCGGGGCCGCCUACUGCGCGGCGCGUCUUUACGCCGUCGCCGCCGCGGUGUCGUGUAAGUGGGGAGUGAUACCAGGAUAGUUAGUAUGAGCGCGGUCCCGCGGUGUAGCGCGCCGCAGGCGGCUGUCGCUGAUAUUCCACGAGAGCGCUCUACUGAGUCCUCGGAUGCCUCCCGUGGGCUUCGCGCGGAGUUGGAGCAUGCGGCCGUCUCGGCCGUCGCGACAUUUGUUUCGCUUUGGCAGCGUGCGGACCUCCGCGAGAGGGCGGCUAAGCGAGCUCAACUUUCGCAUUCGUCUAUCGCGACCUAUAUCAUCGACAUUGACGCGAACCGCUAAGAGAACGAAGCGCGCCCUGUCGAUUUGCGAAAACUGCCAGGAAGGCUGGACAAUUUUGUCCGCGCGGCGUACGUGAACGCGCCGCGCCAGACGUCCACAGUCAUCAAGACAACUCAAAAAUAUUUGGCGCCGCCAUCAUGCGCGCCCUGGGGCUCGCGGCGCUCCUCGCGGCCGCCGCCGCGGCGCAACCGACCGACGGCGCCUGCUGCAUCUUCGACGAGUACACGACGUAUGCGGACCCCUGCGCCUGUCGACAACAGGACCUGUAUCAUGAGAUAGAAGCGGACACGUGUAGCGCCGUGCCCGGCCUGGAAUGGUGCCCUGAUUAUACAGUAACGUACCCGCCCACCAUCAGUACAGUAUCGUCGACGACGUCGACGCUCGGACCGCUGGAGCUCCCCAAACAACGCGUCAUCCUGAGCUACAAGGCCCCGCAGCGCCUCAAAGUAGCGUGCAUGGGCGACUCGAUCACGGAGGGCUCGAAGUCGACGCCCGGCAACAACUACCCGUCCCAGCUCAACAGACUCCUGUGCGGCGGCGUCCAGUGCGUCACGCAGGAGUCUGAGGCGGUCUGGACGGUCGACAACUACGGGGUCGGUGGGAGAACGAUCCGCCAGAACAAGUGCUAUUGUAGAACUGACGAGUACGACGAGGCGUUGCGUCCAGUGGCCCCCGCCCUGGAUCUGUUGGUAGCCCUGGAAACAUUUUAA